Messenger RNA from Rhineura floridana, 2334 nucleotides. RefSeq names its product G protein subunit beta 2 (gene GNB2). Gene Ontology annotation, biological process: G protein-coupled receptor signaling pathway. Lineage: Eukaryota; Metazoa; Chordata; Lepidosauria; Squamata; Rhineuridae. Gene Ontology annotation, cellular component: cytoplasm; heterotrimeric G-protein complex. The transcript is spliced from 10 exons. Bases 528 to 1550 code for a protein of 340 amino acids. The record is from RefSeq and is a predicted model, not a curated record. Gene Ontology annotation, molecular function: protein binding; signaling receptor complex adaptor activity.
CUCUUUUUAAAGAGAAGGAAAAGGAGAAAACCUUCGCGAAGGGGGAGCGGAGCGUGGGAAUCUAACCCCUCACCCUCUCUCCUUGUCGCUGUGAAAUCUCCAGCUCCCCCCAUCCCAGUUGGUUUUACCCCGCUUCGCCUUCCCAUCCCCCCGCGCGCUGCGUGAUUUGGUAUCUCCCGCUCCUCCUCUCCCCCCUCCCUCUCAGAGGAGUUGUUUCGGUCGCGUCCGGCUCUGGGCGCGGCGGUGCAGCCGCAUCACCGGGUCCGGGCGGGGCGGGAUCGCUCCGCGCGCUCGAGAGUCGAGUCCCGGCCGCCUCCGCCGCGCGCCCGGAGUAGCGACAGCAGGCGCAGCAGAGCCCGAUCCUUCCGCCCCUGGAGCAGCAGGAGCAGCAGCAGCGGAAACGAGUCCCCACCCCCCUCCUCCCCACCCCCUUACCCCCCCCAAGGCGGCGGCGGCGCUGCUGCAGCAGCAGGAUUGUGGCCAGCUGAGAGGGGCUGCAGGCCAGGCCCCCUGCGCCAGAAUCCACCAUGAGUGAACUGGAGCAGUUAAGGCAGGAGGCGGAGCAGCUGCGGAACCAGAUCCGGGAUGCAAGGAAAGCGUGUGGGGACUCCACGUUGACUCAGAUCACAGCUGGCCUCGAUCCGGUUGGCCGGAUCCAGAUGCGGACGAGGCGCACUUUGCGGGGUCACCUGGCCAAAAUCUAUGCCAUGCACUGGGGGACGGACUCCAGGCUGCUGGUUAGUGCCUCCCAAGAUGGGAAGUUGAUCAUUUGGGACAGCUACACCACAAAUAAGGUCCACGCCAUCCCCCUGAGGUCGUCUUGGGUGAUGACUUGUGCCUACGCUCCAUCCGGAAACUACGUUGCUUGUGGAGGCUUGGACAACAUCUGCUCCAUCUACAGCCUCAAAACCCGCGAGGGAAACGUCCGAGUCAGCCGGGAGCUCCCAGGACACACGGGCUACCUCUCCUGCUGCCGGUUCCUUAACGACAACCAGAUAAUCACCAGCUCUGGAGACACAACCUGUGCCCUGUGGGACAUUGAGACAGGCCAACAGACCACAACCUUCACGGGCCACAGUGGCGACGUCAUGUCCCUGUCCUUGUCGCCUGACAUGCGCACCUUCGUCUCGGGCGCCUGCGAUGCUUCCAUCAAGCUGUGGGACAUCCGAGACAGCAUGUGUCGGCAGACGUUCACGGGGCACGAGUCUGACAUCAACGCGGUCUGCUUUUUCCCCAACGGGAACGCCUUCACCACGGGCUCAGACGAUGCCACCUGCCGCCUUUUUGAUUUGCGCGCCGAUCAGGAGCUCAUGAUGUACUCCCAUGACAACAUCAUCUGCGGCAUCACCUCGGUGGCCUUUUCCCGAAGCGGCCGCCUCCUGCUGGCUGGCUAUGACGACUUCAACUGCAACAUCUGGGACUCCAUGAAAGGGGACCGGGCAGGGGUCCUUGCCGGCCAUGACAACCGCGUCAGCUGCCUGGGCGUGACGGAUGAUGGGAUGGCGGUCGCCACUGGCUCCUGGGACAGCUUCUUGAAAGUCUGGAACUGAGUUGUAGCUCUGCUUUGGGGGUGGAGGGGAAAGGGAGGGGAAGAAGAGUGGGAUGGUCCCUUCAUGCCUCCCCCUCCCAAUAAUCCAGCUUCUGUCCCUCUCUCCUGCUGACUUGAACGGGAGGGCUGUGGCCUUGAAUCCCACCACCCCACAAUACACAUUUAAAACUAUUCUGCCCAAGCCAGCUUUCUGUCUGGGAGGGAGGAGGAAGGGGCUGUAGUCUCUAGCAAGUUCUUCUGCGGACGGGUGUAUGACUGUGCCUCUCUCUGCUAUAAAAAGGGAUUGCAGGGGAUGGGUCAAAAGGAAGUCCUGUUUGGGGUCUUUCACCUUCCCUUCCCCCCCCCCACAAAGCAGGGGGAGGAGGAGAAGAGUGAAGCAGGCCAGAUGGUCAGAACCUUUUUGCCGUUGCAGUGCAGGGGGAAAAGGAGCUUCACCUGCUGUUUGGCAACGGAGGGAGAGGAAAGGCAAGAGAGCAUUAUCUCCUACCCACCCCACACGUGCACACAAGAGGCUCUGCUCCCUCCACAGCAGGUGUAAAUCUUUAGUGUUGAUGAUUUUUGUGCCCUCUCCUUCUGCCUCCCUCUUUUUCUCCCUGCCCCCCUCUUUCCUGGUGGUGCUUUGAGGAAUUGUGGCAGUACCCAAGGCAAGCGUGGCCUCUCCAGCCGUGGCCUUGUUUCCUCCUAUCUGUGGCUGGUUUUGUAAAGGCAAAAAGGGGGUUGGCGAUGGGCCCGCCUCAGCCGUGGCAGGUCUGUGUGUAACCUGUAAACAACAGAAACCAACAGCC